Messenger RNA from Lottia gigantea (owl limpet), 339 nucleotides. RefSeq lists its product as hypothetical. Lineage: Eukaryota; Metazoa; Mollusca; Gastropoda; Lottiidae. Gene Ontology annotation, cellular component: sensory dendrite. Gene Ontology annotation, biological process: proprioception; sensory perception of mechanical stimulus; taxis. The coding region runs from base 1 to 339 and encodes 112 amino acids. The record is from RefSeq and is a predicted model, not a curated record. The transcript is spliced from 2 exons.
AUGUUGAGCAACAAACCUGUUGAAGAAAAGCCUAAAUCACCACUGACUAACACAGACUCGUGGAUUCGAUCGGCAAUACCACAUUUACCACUUGGGGUUGCUGUAUUAUGUCUUCUGCUAAAUAUUAUAAUUCCUGGAUCAGGUACAAUGUUAAGCGGUGUAGCUAUAUUAUGCUGUGGUAGACCGAGAGUAAACAGUAAAGAUGAUCAUGUGAUAGUGACAAUAUGUGUUAAUGUGUGGGUCGGAUUUGCCCAAUUAUUUACCAUUACGUUUUUAUUAGUUGGCUGGUUUUGGAGUUUGGCCUGGGGUAUCAGGAUGAUAAUUUUAGCCGGUAAGUAA